Messenger RNA from Linum tenue, 1106 nucleotides. Lineage: Eukaryota; Viridiplantae; Streptophyta; Magnoliopsida; Malpighiales; Linaceae. The record is from the annotation of a GenBank genome assembly.
GGUUGCCCACCCCUAGAGCAUAUGGACAACACUACAAUUUCUCCCUUUUUUUUCUCUGUAUCGCUUCCCUCUCGUUCUUCUCUCUUGUGCGUCCUUCGAUUCUUCCAUUCUCUUUCACCUCGUCAUCUCGUCGUCUCGAUGGAGGCCGUCGAAAAUGAGAAGCCAUGGAACUCUCAAAAAUUGGCCGGGACGGUAUCUUGGAGUACAGCAAGUUUGAUAGGAUUUUUCACAGGAAUGCUAUAUGGAGGCGCUAAGGAAGCCUCUGCAUCAGCUAGUAUAGAUGCGGACGUGAUGCUGAAGCUAGGCAGCACGCCAAACAAGGCCAAGCAGUACAACUUGAUGCGAGACGCGAUGGAGAGACGAUUCGUUAAAGUCAGUCGUGGCGCCCUGGUUGGUGGGGCGAGACUCGGCAUGUUCACUGCAGGCUUCUGUUGUCUGCAAAACUUGAUGGCUGAGCAACGCGGGGGAGUGCAUGAUGUUUACAAUGUCGUCGGAGCUGGUUCGGUCACUGCUGCAACAUUUGGGCUAAUCCUGCCUGGAUCUCUUAGGUGGCGUGCGAGGAAUGUGCUACUUGGAACGGUUCUUGGUGCAGUAGUAUGCUUCCCUCUAGGUUGGGUCCAAAUGAAGCUGGUGGAGAAGGCAAAUGAGGGUGGUGUUAAUUCGACCAGAGGUGACGCUACUGCUGCUGUUGGUGGUGUUGGAGCUGCAAUUGAGAGGCUUGAAGCAAGAGUGAAAAGGUGAGAAAGAGACAUGACUGAAACCUUCUGCUACUUAUGACUACCAUGACGGGACAGGAAAGAGAUGGCUUUGUGGAUCUAUCUGACUACCAUGGAAGUUGGAACGGUUUACUCGACAUUCUCUUCUUCCCAUGUUAUUUGGGUUCAAGAUUCAGAAUAAAUUGCUUGAUAACACUGCAGGAGUGCAGGGUCCUGUCAAUUUAGUUUGCAGGACUCCUUUAAAUUGCUUAAUACAAAUUUUGAGGAAUGUUUUGGCUGUUAUAGAAACACUAUUGAGUGUUCAAACGCUUACCCAUUUUUGUCACUUUCAACUGUGUAAAGAUAGUUACAGUUCUUACCCAAAAAAAAAGAUAGUUACAGUUUACUUGC